AUGGCGCUGAUUGCAGCUAUUGGCAAGACGAGAACAAGGCUUAGCCCAACCGGAGUCCCCAGCCCCGCGGCCGAGAGUGGCUCUUUACCCCUGGAAUCUGUUCCUGCACAGACUGUAGGGCAAAGUGCUGAGCCUUCUGACAGCAAUGUGGAUAGAAUCGGCUUCGUGAGGAGUCCUGGCGAGUACGAGGAUGUUGAGUCCCUCAGUGAGGAUCACAGCACUCCUGUUUGGGUGUUUGAGAACACACAAUCACAAAGUUACAGCCCAGAGUCAAAAACAUAUUCAAGGGAGCUGGUUUUUCUGGAAACCCCCCCCCAUGGGAAAUCCUUUGUUUCUGAGGAUGAGGCUGAGGUUGAAGACAGCAGACUGCCAGUCCCUCAGUUGGAGUUCAUGUCAGACUCUGGUUUUUCCACGCAACAGGAUAGCCUGCAGAAUUGGAUUGCUUUAACUUCACCGUCUUCGGCUUCUUUUUCACCGUCUAUCAAAAACACUGGAACUGUGCAGACAGCUGCAGACGACACACAGUCAUAUUUAUUGCCAGAGAAGAGGACUGUUUAUAUUUCAUUCAAGCAGCCAAAACAACCAGACUUGGAGCCUCUAAAUCCUCUCAGAGCUGAACUCCAGAAUUUCCCGUCAUCUGUCAAGGCCAAUUCAUCGGAUCCAUUUUCUUUGCCGCUUUGUUCUGUUGAAAGAUUAUCUAACCUCUCCGUGACCUCUGCAGCGCCACGGAGACGAAGUGACUGUUUCCCUUCUAUGCGUUUCCCUCCAUCCUCCGUAUCGGACAGCUCCACAUCCGCCAGAAGGUUGUCCUUGGGGGCUGACCCUCUGUGGACCAACUACCCUGACCGCAACGUCCGGGCUGGCUUCAUCGACACACAUUGUCAUCUGGACAUGCUCUACGGAAAGCUGGGCUUCAGAGGGACGUUCGGUCGCUUCAGGCAGACCUACAGAAGCAGCUUCAGUCCCGAGUUUCAAGGCUGCAUUACAGACUUCUGCAACCCGCACAUCAUGGUGAAGGAGGCCCUGUGGGAAGGUUUGCUUUCUGAGGACAUGGUGUGGGGGGCAUUUGGCUGCCACCCGCAUUUCGCCAAAGGCUACUCAAACACUCAGGAAAACAACAUACUAAUGGCAAUGAGGCAUCCAAAAGCGGUGGCGUUUGGUGAAAUGGGCCUGGAUUAUUCCCACAAAAACUCUACUGACUCUUCAAGGCAAAAACAAGUGUUUGAGCGUCAGCUGCAUUUGGCCGUGGCCAUGCAGAAACCUCUGGUGAUCCACUGCCGGGACGCAGAUGACGACCUGCUGGAGAUCAUGAAAAAGUGUGUGCCCAGAGAUUACAAGAUUCACAGACACUGUUUCACAAACAGUUAUUCUGUGAUCGAGCCUUUCCUGACAGAGUUCCCCAACCUGUAUGUGGGCUUCACAGCUCUGAUCACCUACACCAGGGCCAGGGAAGCCCGAGACGCAGUUCGCCAGAUCCCUCUGGACCGCAUCGUCCUGGAGACGGAUGCACCGUAUUUUCUGCCAAGACAGGUUAGCAAAGAUGUGUGCCGGUUUUCUCACCCAGGAAUGGGUAUCCAUACGCUACAUGAGCUGAGCUGGCUGAAGGGGGAAGAUGAGGCCACGGUGCUCAGCACCAUCCGAAACAACACUGCUCUGCUUUACGGCAUUUGAUUCUUCCACAGGUCGACACUUAAAAACACGAGAAAAAAAAAACAAGAAAAAACGGUAUGGUCAAUCCUCAAUGUGUUCUUCUGCUAAUGAAACACCCUGCACUGAUUUUUGUUUUAAAGUUAUCAACCCAACAAGCUCACAUGUUGGAGUUUGAAGAAGCAAUUUAUUUUUAUUUUUAUUUUUUAAAGUGAAAUACUCAUUUUUGGAUCUAGUGAAUAAUAAAUGUUUUAAGAAAAAAGACAAACACAUGAGACACUGUAUGCGCCUCGCCUGGUUGUAUUUUAUGUCAUCGUUUACGCAAAUUAAUUCUAAAGCAGUUUUAAGUUUUCUUUUUUUGCAUGGAGCCGAAUAUUAUUUGUUCUAAUAUGUCUGCAUGUUUAUGUCGUCCGCUUGCUGUGCAGUGUAGUUUGGUUUAAUGUGGCGGAGAUGCAUUAAAAGCCUUUUAAGAGUGA
Xiphophorus hellerii (green swordtail) is the source of this 2123-nucleotide messenger RNA. It is a transcript of the gene tatdn2, whose product is annotated as TatD DNase domain containing 2. The record is from RefSeq and is a predicted model, not a curated record. Lineage: Eukaryota; Metazoa; Chordata; Actinopteri; Cyprinodontiformes; Poeciliidae. Bases 1 to 1671 code for a protein of 556 amino acids. Gene Ontology annotation, molecular function: hydrolase activity, acting on ester bonds. The transcript has 5 exons.